UGGGUAGAUAAUUGUGUUGGCUGUUGCUAGUUGCUUCCUCUCGAUAUCGGGGACGACUGAUAUCACAGAUAAAACACAACAUUGAAAGUGGCUAUACCCAUAUCCAACGCUGGUCUAAUUCGCAGCUUCCAAAAUCACCAAUCAAAAUAACUAUUUGGAUGCAGAUUAUUCUUCUAAUUCGUUUCUAAAUCCAAUAUUUAGAAUCUCAUCAGCUUUCGUGAUCCAAGGCCCUCGACCGACGACAUGUUACGAUUAUCACCAACCACGCUCUCCUUGACUAUAACGGAGGUCAAAGAUUUUGAGCGUCAUCUUCGCUUCAAAAAGUAUCUUGCUAAAGAGGACACCUUCGGUAAAUUGCCUAUUCGUACCAAGAAAGAUGACACCGCUGCUCAAAAGAGCACAGGGUCGGAAGGUGGCGAUGUAGGCCGACCAAGCUCGGAAGUUCUCCCUCAAGAUUCAUCUAUCACUGAAGUCAAGGACAGUCCAAAGCUUCUAUCAUGCCCCCCUCGACGUCCACCAAAAUCGGGUGGUGACUCUACUAAGAGCGGCUCCCUAGGUUUAGCACACUCCUCUCCAAGCGGGACUCCAAGCUCGUUGAAUACUCCCCAACCUACUGGUUGGGGAAACUUACCAAUGACUCUACCACCACCAUUCUCGACGGAGAAGAGAACUGUAUCAGAUGCUCAGUCUUUACCUUCGACCCACCAGAGCACUCAGGGACAUCCUCGUCACGGUGACGUUAGUCAAGCGCCGCCAGUAACUCCUCCCAGACGGUCGUCUCUCAGAGUGGCACACACCGAGAUCCAUUCGAGCUCGCCGCCCUUAAGAGGUAGAAGGCGCUUUGUCAGUUCGGCGGUUAGAUUCAUGGAAUCCAUGAUUCCUUCUCCUAGACACAGCUCUACCUCACUAUCGCCAUCACCGUCACCACACGUAUCCAGGCCUGACUCUGAUGCGUCGGCGCGAGAGGCCGAACUUGGAUUCAGAAUCUACAACGACGCCCUUCCGGCAUCAUCGCAACCGCAGACGCCACACAAUCUUCCAGAAGCACGUCAUCGAAGCCGUCUUUACGGAUCAUACACUGCACCUCAUCACUGUUCAACUUCGGUAUCCUCCCACCGGUCUAGCGUCGAUAGAACGAUGAUGGAUACUACUGGUAGUACAUCGGGUCUCGAGACACCCGGAUUUCAAGGCCUCUACGGCGGCCUGGAGAAUAGUGAAGACUCGGCAUUAUUCCACGAAGCGUCUAGAUACCGGGAUGAAGGCUUCGGAGAAGAAGAGUAAGGUUAACAAGAAUGCGAGGGUAUUUCUUGGAGUUGAAUCACGUGUCCUGAGGGUUAACCGCUUAUGAAUAUGUUCCGGCCAAGACAGCAUUAUUACGACGAAGAAACAACAACAGCAGCAGCAGCAGGCUUAAGCAUUAGCAUACCAUCAAACCUUCGGCUUUUUUUUC
Molecule: messenger RNA, 1450 nt
Organism: Annulohypoxylon truncatum
Lineage: Eukaryota; Fungi; Ascomycota; Sordariomycetes; Xylariales; Hypoxylaceae
Exons: 3
Coding region: 244-1281 (345 amino acids)
Source: RefSeq, a predicted model, not a curated record